Myotis brandtii (Brandt's bat) is the source of this 2721-nucleotide messenger RNA. It is a transcript of the gene IKZF3, whose product is annotated as IKAROS family zinc finger 3 (Aiolos). The transcript is spliced from 6 exons. Gene Ontology annotation, biological process: regulation of transcription by RNA polymerase II. Gene Ontology annotation, cellular component: nucleus. The coding region runs from base 562 to 1863 and encodes 433 amino acids. Gene Ontology annotation, molecular function: DNA-binding transcription factor activity; RNA polymerase II cis-regulatory region sequence-specific DNA binding. The record is from RefSeq and is a predicted model, not a curated record. Lineage: Eukaryota; Metazoa; Chordata; Mammalia; Chiroptera; Vespertilionidae.
CCUUGUUCAUUUCUUAUGUUCUUAUGUUGCAACUCUUUUAAAGAUAGUACCUGGUCAGCCAACUUAGACCAGACCCUCUUCCCUAUCUAGUCCUACAAUUCUUGGAUCUUGAGUUUAGCUGGUAUAGGUCCCUUUCCCCUUGCUUAGGUUGAGCUCCAUUUAGUUAUGUCAAUGAAAGUGACUCCUCAGAAGGUUAUGUUAAAGAAUUACUUCUCCUUUUAUCUUUCUCAACAGUAUUUCACUAGUACUGCCAGCUUCCUCUACUUUCAAUGUUGUCUCUUUAUCAGUUCCAAGAUAGAUAAGACUCAUUUUAGCAGUUCAUCUACAUGGAAAGGGAAGAGGCAAAGCAUGGCUUAAAAUUAGAAAAGCUGUAGUUAUUAUUCAACUUUCAAUCUUAGUGGUUUAAAAUGGAUGCAUUAGAAGAAUUAAAACAGUACUUUCUUCUUGAAACUAAAGAGCAUAUCAUCUUGGCUUUUAGCUGAAGCCACCAAAAAAGACGAUUCAACGAAAGUGAAAGAUGAAUAUAGUGAAAGGGAUGAGAAUGUUUUGAAGCCAGAACCCAUGGGAAAUGCAGAAGAGCCUGAAAUUCCUUACAGCUAUUCCAGAGAGUAUAAUGAAUAUGAAAACAUUAAGUUGGAGAGACAUGUUGUCUCAUAUGAUAGUAGCAGGCCGACCAGUGGCAAGAUGAACUGUGAUGUGUGUGGAUUAUCCUGCAUUAGCUUCAAUGUCUUAAUGGUUCAUAAGCGGAGCCAUACUGGUGAACGCCCAUUCCAGUGUAAUCAGUGUGGGGCAUCUUUUACUCAGAAAGGUAACCUCCUCCGCCACAUUAAACUGCACACAGGGGAAAAACCUUUUAAGUGUCACCUCUGCAACUACGCAUGCCAGAGAAGAGAUGCACUCACAGGUCAUCUUAGAACACAUUCUGUUGAGAAACCCUAUAAAUGUGAGUUUUGCGGAAGGAGUUACAAGCAGAGAAGUUCCCUCGAGGAGCACAAGGAGCGCUGCCGUACGUUUCUUCAGAGCAGUGACCUUGGUGAAACCGCAAGUGCGGAGGCAAGACACAUCAAAGCAGAGAUGGGAAGUGAAAGAGCUCUGGUUCUGGACAGAUUAGCAAGCAAUGUGGCAAAACGAAAAAGCUCAAUGCCUCAGAAAUUCAUUGGUGAGAAGCGCCACUGCUUUGAUGUCAACUAUAAUCCCAGCUAUAUGUACGAGAAAGAGAGUGAGAUAAUACAAACCCGGAUGAUGGACCAAGCCAUCAAUAAUGCCAUCAGCUAUCUUGGUGCCGAGGCACUGCGCCCCUUAGUCCAGACGCCGCCUGCUCCCACCUCGGAGAUGGUCCCAGUUAUCAGCAGCAUAUAUCCCAUAGCCCUUACCCGUGCAGAGAUGCCGAAUGGUGCUGUGCAGGACCUGGAAAAGAAACAGAUCCACCUGCCAGAGAAGAGCCUACCUUCUGAAAGAGGCCUCUCCCCCAACAAUAGUGGCCAUGACUCCACAGACACUGACAGCAACCAUGAAGAACGCCAGAAUCACAUCUACCAGCAAAAUCACCUGGUCCCUCCUCGGGCCCGCAAUGGGAUACCACUUCUGAAAGAGAUACCCCGCUCUUAUGAACUCCUCAAGCCCCCACCCAUCUGCCCACGAGACUCCAUCAAAGUGAUCAACAAAGAAGGGGAGAUGAUGGAUGUGUAUCGGUGUGACCACUGUCGAGUCCUCUUUCUGGAUUAUGUGAUGUUCACCAUUCACAUGGGUUGCCACGGCUUUCGUGAUCCUUUUGAAUGUAACAUGUGUGGGUAUCGAAGCCAUGAUCGGUAUGAGUUUUCGUCUCAUAUAGCCCGAGGAGAACACAGAGCCAUGCUGAAGUGAACAUCUGGCCCCGGAGAUGAUUCACGCCUGAGCAUUCCACAUUGUUUUUAAAAACCGAUACCCCUACCUAACAAAUCACUCUCAAAACAAACUCAGUUCCAAACUCUUUUUCGUACCAUUUUUAGUAUCCAGAGGGUCAUGCUCACGUGGGCAACAGAGAAACACUGUCUCCAUUCAGAAGUUGUUUGCAGAUAACGCCAAUGUUACUACUUUUGUGAAACCUUUGUUUUCCCAUCAGGGACUUGAAUUUUAUGAUAUUUAAAAACCAGAGAAGUAUUUGGUCACUUUCUUCUGCAUCAAUAGGACAGGCAUACCAUGGAGUUUGUUGCCAAUUGGAAGAGUCCCCCCAUAGUGCUGCAUGAAACGCUCUUGUCAGCCAAGAGUGCCAAAAGGCCAUGAGCCCAGGUCCACACAGAAGAAGAGCUGGCCAGUGACCUUACGGGAAGUCUUGUCCUUCUGCAUUGAAUAAAAGGCGGAGAGUUAGCAUCUAAUCUCCCCAUCCCAAUUAGAGUCUAAUAGUAUGGAAAAGACUAUCCACAAAAUAACUAUCUGUUAUCAGUAACUGAAGACUCAGUCUUGAAACAUCAGAUCCUUUUCUUAUCACAUAAGCAAAAAAAAAAACACAACCCGAAGUCAUUUGAUAAUACAUCUGCUUCUACUCUUUACCCUCCGUCUCCAAUUAAAAGCUGCUUUGGGUUAAAGAAGUCAUCUACAGGAGAAAUCCUACACAGAAAAACUGAUGGUUUUCAAUAUAGACUGUCAUGGAAACUCCAGGAAGUUGUCCACUGUGGGCUAUGGCAUCCAUUUCCUGUGAUCAAGAUGGGCAGAGCUGGGCCUUGGCCAGUAUCUCAGUGGUUA